AUGUCCUCUCCCAAGCAUCCAAAGCAUCCGGAGCUUUACAUUACCACAGUCACAUUCCUAGUGGAAAACUGUUUGUUCAGGGUUCCACGGAAGCCAUUAGAAGAGGAGUCGACAGUCUUCAGAGACAUGUUUCUCCUCCCGCAACCCGUAAAUGAGAUGAUAGAGGGCCAGGAUGAUGCAAGACCAGUAGUCUUGCACGACGUUUCCAAGGACGAUUUUGAAUGCCUGUUGAAGGCUCUAUUGUGCAGACAACAUGGGCAGAAUAAGGGCCUAGUGCUUGGUCUCACCGGCCAAUGGAUAUCUGUCCUCAAGUUAUCCACGAUGUGGGAAUUCACAAACCUUCGCACAGCAGCCAUAUCUUGGCUGGAUAUCGGCAAUGGGGAUCUUGAUCACGUUGACAAGAUUGUGCUCGCCAUGCAAUAUAACAUCAAGGAGUGGCUACUGCCUUCUCUUCUCGCAUUAGCCCAGAGACCUGAUCCGAUCAGUGUCGAGGAAGGCAGAUAUCUGGGUAUUGAAACUGCACUAAAAUUGGCGUCGGUGCGGGAGAAGCUCAAGCUGAAAAGAAAGGAUAGUGGCGGUUCUAAACUUGUUGUCGGUGACAGGGACAUCACAGCUGCACAACUUGACUUCACGCCCAUGAUACAGAAGGUCUUCGAAUUAUAG
Pisolithus orientalis is the source of this 663-nucleotide messenger RNA. RefSeq lists its product as uncharacterized. The record is from RefSeq and is a predicted model, not a curated record. Bases 1 to 663 code for a protein of 220 amino acids. The transcript is spliced from 3 exons. Lineage: Eukaryota; Fungi; Basidiomycota; Agaricomycetes; Boletales; Pisolithaceae.